UUCAAGUUCAGCAGGGAAGGUUGGUCAACAACAUUCGAUCUUGUUUGGCGCUGUCGCGCUUUGCGUAGCGUUUUUUUUGGCCAUCAUACACACUACACCUACACAUUGAGGAAACACUGGGUUCGUAAUAUUUGGGAYARCUCCUCGUUCAGGCUUUGGUGCUGAAAGGGCUUUUAAAGUCGUGAUUUGAAGAGAARAUGACGAGUGGCCCGACGACUCCGGAAAGGAGCGACUCRGCCAUAACCGGACUAACACCUAAAGAACAAGCCCUUCUGAGCAGUAUCAGGCAAAGAAAGAAUAAACUCCUUGUGGAAAUUGAGCAACUGAAAUCAGAGAUAGCUCAAGUCACCAAUGAACUGGAUACAUUAGAUCAGGGUAUUGAAUAUCUUAUAUCUAGUGGAUUGUUGAAUGAAACCCCUGAAGAUGUUGCAGACUUUUUGUACACUGGUGAAAACCUUAACAAGACACAGAUUGGGAAUUACUUGGGAGAGAACCAAGAAUUUAAUCUUAAAGUAUUUGAUAAGUUCGUGAAGCUGCACAAGUUUGAAAAAAGGGACCUUGUUCAUGCCUUAAGAGAGUUUCUGUGGAGUUUUCGACUGCCUGGCGAAGCCCAGAAGAUAGACAGAAUGAUGGAAGGGUUUGCUAAACAAUAUUGCCAAGACAACCCAGGACUUUUYACAGAUACAGAUACCUGUUAUGUGUUAAGUUUUUCMAUCAUUUUGCUGAAUACAAGUCUGCACAACCCAAGUGUAAAGGAUAAGCCAACUAUUGAAAGGUUUAUUCAGAUGAACAAAGGAAUUAAUUGUGGAGCUGAUUUAGAUAAAGACUUUCUCACGGGUUUAUAUGAAAGCAUAAAGAAUGAAGCAUUCAAGAUCCCAGAAGAUGAUGGAAACGACAUCACACAGACUUUCUUCAACCCUGACAGGGARGGUAGUCUUGUCAAAGAAGGUGGUCUACAUAAGACGUGGAAGAAAAGAUACUUCAUAUUAAAAGAUAACUGCUUGUAUUACUUUAAAAAUGUUGGGGAUCGAGAACCUCGAGGUAUUAUUCCACUUGAAAAUCUGCAGGUCAGAGAAGUGAAUGAUGCCAAGAAAAAGUACUGUUUCGAAAUCUUCUCGGCUGACAAUUCAUCUGGACUAAUCAAAGCCUGCAAAACAGACUCAGAAGGAAAGGUUGUUGAAGGCCAUCAUGAUGUCUAUCGAAUUUGUGCUGCCUCAGAAGAAGAAAGAGAAACAUGGAUAGGCUGUAUAAAGGCCAGUAUGAUUUUUGAUCCAUUCUAUGACAUGCUUCAGACAAGAAAGAAGAAAGUCACACAAGCCGCAGUCUACAGUUAGCUACUUUAUACACAAAGCUGUCUUACUAAUAUAUGCUUUGGAAUGGUACAUGUGCCGUCAUGUACCCAUCAUGCUGUCUGAUGGGAUAUGUGGACCAUACUUCACUGCAUUUUUGUACAUAAAAAUGAAAUGUCAAAUGUACUUAUACGUUAUAUAUAGAUUGUAUAUAGAGUUAACUCAUUUCGGUUAACAUGCUCUAUGCUUGUGUUUAUGUGCUGAAUAUAGUUAAUCAUCACUAUAAUUAAUUCAAGAGGAAAGAAUUUCUUUAUGAUUAAAAGAUUUACUCUAAAAGAGUGMAUGCAAUUGCUUGUUUUCAGUUUGCAUUGUAGAAUGGUUCACUUAAAACGUUUCUCAUGAUAAGUGUUCAUACCAUGCACCACGUCUUUGUUGUCUUGCAAUCUUUCAAAACCCAACGGAUACAAUUGGUGGAAAAACAGCAAUAGCACUACCAUGAGAAAAUUUCAUUGAUCUAGUAAAUGACAUGUCAUAURAAAUGGGAAAGCACUGUCUGCAAUAAUAGAUUUAAUAAACUAAYAGACUAAUAUUGGUGGGAGAUAGAGGAAGUCCAGUUAAUGGUAUGAUUGGUGUAUUGAACUAGUAAGUUUUGUUGGGCAUAUUAUGUAACUCUGAUCUCAUUCAACCAAUCAUGAACGUUAUACUUCGAGUCUUUUACUGCAGUUUAUAUGUGAAAAGGCCAUACAUGAGAAGUCCAGAGCAAUAAAUUUAGGGGAGUAAAUUAAUCUUAGUUUCACAUGUACGAUGUACAAUGCAGUUUACUAUACUAUAUCACCUAUAUAUUUACAAACAAUGGAUUUUGAGCAAUCCCUUUUGGUCAAAAAAUUCCAUUUCAGGUUCCUGUGCCUCAGUCAUAGAAUGCAGGCUAUUGUAGUGUCGAAAAAAAAUAUUGUUACUCAUAUUUGUGAAUUGUGAAUAUAUAACUUGAACAACUAAUUUUGUAAUGUUUUGUACAAGUGAUGUAAUGCAGCAUUAAAACACAAUUAAAACAAUUGUUUUUA
Exaiptasia diaphana is the source of this 2350-nucleotide messenger RNA. Its product is annotated as cytohesin-1. Gene Ontology annotation, biological process: regulation of ARF protein signal transduction. Gene Ontology annotation, molecular function: guanyl-nucleotide exchange factor activity. NCBI's taxonomy places the organism in Eukaryota, Metazoa, Cnidaria, Anthozoa, Actiniaria, Aiptasiidae. The record is from RefSeq and is a predicted model, not a curated record.